Messenger RNA from Ascoidea rubescens DSM 1968, 1044 nucleotides. RefSeq lists its product as uncharacterized. The coding region runs from base 52 to 816 and encodes 254 amino acids. The transcript has a single exon. NCBI's taxonomy places the organism in Eukaryota, Fungi, Ascomycota, Saccharomycetes, Ascoideales, Ascoideaceae. The record is from RefSeq and is a predicted model, not a curated record.
GCACGCAUUGCAAUAUUUAUUCAAAUUCAAACAUUUACUCCUAAGAUAACAAUGGCUGUUCAAAUUUCCAAAGAUAAUCUAUCUUUACUAUCAAAUUCCGAAUUAAAAGAUGUGGUUUUGAAUUGUAUGAGCAUAUUAGAAGAUCAUACAUUGCCAAAAGGUCAAACACACCAUUCUUUAAACAAAAGCAACCAGAACACCUUUGAUGAAACAAAAAAUCAACCACAUACAAACAAAGAGGUAAAUCAAAAUGAAAAAGACGAUAAUAAAUCUAUUGAAGAGGAAUUUGAGUUUUUAGACCAUCCAAUGAUAUCACCAUUUGUUACUCCUCAAAUCAAUCAAAACAAAAAAUAUCAAAAAAAUUCAUUAUCAUCAACCUUACCAUCACCUAUUUUCGUUCCAGAGCCAGUUCCUUUUCUAGAUUCAGAAAACAAACCAAAAGAAACUCAAAACCAAAUGUCAAAUAAAAAUCCAAUGGAAUAUUUUAUUCUCACAUCUGCUAAUAUAAAUCUUAUUGAUUUUUCCGUACUAAGCUCUGUUGAAGAAUCAGCUCUUGGUUCAAAAUUUAAAUGUGAGAAAUUAAUCAAUGGCAUAAACCAAGAAUCAUUUGGUAUAAGUGAAAACAAAAGUAUAGAUGAAAUCAAAAAAAUUGAAAAUGACAAUUUAUAUUAUCAUCAUCAUUAUUCAAAUACUCAUUCUGUUCCUUAUUCUUAUGACCCCUGUUUUUCUCAUCUUUUCUCUGCUCUACCACCACAUAUAUUUUGGAAAACUAAUGCAAAAGCCCAAGACUCUAAUUACUAUACUAAUUCUUGGUGACUUACCAAUAUAACCGAACGCUGCCACGUAUACAAGAAAGGGAAAUAUAAAUGCCCCUUCUUCUUUCUCCUGGCUAACGUUAAUAAGACGAAUCAUCUUUCAACAAACAGACACAAAACGUGUAUUUACUUUAAACCGUACUAUACAUAGAGACGCAUAGAUAUCGAAAAUUUACCCAGAUGUAAGGAUGUACGCACUGAGAAGAAACGUGACUAACGAAUGGAGAAA